CUAAUAUUUUGAGCUACAUUUUCAUGUUUUUCCACACCCCUAUAAACAACGUAACCUAACCUACGUACUCACAAAUACAAACUAGGUUUGUAUAUGGAAAAACAUAAUAUUAUUUAUGUACUUGAAGCUUUAGAGGCUCAUAAACACAUGGUGAUAUACUUUGUUAUCCCCUUCUUGUUCUUGUUUUUGCUGUCGAGGCUUCGCCGGAAACCUUAUCCUCCGGGGCCGAAAGGGUGGCCGCUCAUCGGGAACAUGAACUUGAUGGACCACUAUUCUCACCGUGGCCUAGCCAAGUUGGCCGAACAGUAUGGUGGGUUGUUACACCUGAAGAUGGGGAGUCUUCACAUGGUGGUUGUGUCUGGCCCGGACGAAGCCCGACAAGUGCUCCAAACACAAGACAACAUCUUUUCCAACCGCCCAGCCAACGUUGCCAUCAGCUACUUGAGCUACGACCGGGCCGACAUGGCCUUCGCCCACUACGGGCCGUUCUGGCGCCAGAUGCGAAAGCUCUGCGUGGUGAAGCUCUUCAGUCGGCGGCGGGCCGAGUCGUGGGACUCCGUCCGCGACGAGGUCGAUAACACGGUCCGAACCGUGGCCAUGAACUGCGGGUCGGCCGUGAACAUCGGCGAGCUCAUAUUCGGGCUUACCCGAAACAUCACCUACCGGGCCGCCUUCGGGUCGAGCCCGAGCUCGGGCCAAGGGCAAGACGAGUUCAUUAAGAUUCUGCAGGAAUUCUCGAAACUGUUCGGAGCUUUUAACGUUUCGGACUUUUUCCCAUUCCUGAGCUGCUUUGAUCUGCAAGGCUUAAACCCUCGGCUCGCUAAAGCCAGGGCUGCGCUCGACGGCUUCAUCGAUAAGAUCAUCGACGAUCAUAUAUUACAGACACGACGACGGAGGAAUAAAAACCACGGCGGCGAAGUCUCCGGCGACGGAGCUGAAACGGACAUGGUGGAUGAGCUGUUAGCUUUCUACAGCGACGAAAUGAAAGUGAACGAUUCAGAUGAUCUGCAAAACGCCAUUAAACUCACCAGAGAUAACAUCAAAGGUAUCAUAAUGGAUGUGAUGUUUGGUGGCACUGAGACAGUGGCGUCGGCAAUCGAGUGGGCAAUGGCGGAGCUGAUGAAAACGCCGGAGAAUCUCAAGAGGCUACAACAAGAGCUUACCGACACCGUCGGGCUUGAUCGGAAAGUUGAAGAGAGUGACUUGGAAAAGCUCACAUUCUUGAAAUGCUGUCUCAAGGAGACUCUCCGGCUCCACCCACCCAUCCCUCUACUCCUCCACGAGACGGCGGAGGCCACCGAGGUGAACGGCUACUACAUUCCGGCGAGGUCACGUGCCAUCAUCAACGCGUGGGCCAUCGCACGUGACAAAAACUCUUGGGAAGACCCGGAUAGUUUUAAGCCCGACAGGUUCCUCAAAGAAGGCAUGCCCGAUUUCAAAGGGAGCAACUUCGAGUUCAUACCAUUCGGGUCGGGCCGCCGCUCUUGCCCCGGCAUGCAACUCGGGCUUUACGCGUUUGAGUUGGCCGUGGCUCAUCUCUUCCAUUGUUUCACCUGGGAAUUGCCCGAUGGGAUGAAACCAAGUGAUCUCGAUAUGGAUGACGUAUUCGGGCUCACCGCCCCGAAAGCAACCCGACUCGUUGUCAUUCCAACUCCCCGGUUAAAUUGUCAGCUCCAUUGACCAACCUGAAGCGAGUCGACUCAGCGCGCCAUUCAUGCAUGCAUGCAUGAAUAAUGAGCCACCCAAAUAGGAAUAAAGUGUCUGCAUAUUUUCCCUACUUAUGAAUAGAAUAUAACACUUGCAGUAGGUUAUAACUAGGCAGAAACAACAACAAUAAAAGAAUCUAUAUACAAUUUGCAUUCGUAUGUA
Ipomoea nil (Japanese morning glory) is the source of this 1869-nucleotide messenger RNA. Its product is annotated as cytochrome P450 84A1-like. Gene Ontology annotation, biological process: lignin biosynthetic process. Gene Ontology annotation, molecular function: oxidoreductase activity, acting on paired donors, with incorporation or reduction of molecular oxygen; monooxygenase activity; iron ion binding. The transcript has 2 exons. The record is from RefSeq and is a predicted model, not a curated record. NCBI's taxonomy places the organism in Eukaryota, Viridiplantae, Streptophyta, Magnoliopsida, Solanales, Convolvulaceae. The coding region runs from base 94 to 1680 and encodes 528 amino acids.